Molecule: messenger RNA, 13852 nt
Organism: Diceros bicornis minor
Lineage: Eukaryota; Metazoa; Chordata; Mammalia; Perissodactyla; Rhinocerotidae
Gene: LYST
Product: lysosomal trafficking regulator
Exons: 54
Coding region: 191-11755 (3854 amino acids)
Biological process (GO): intracellular protein localization
Cellular component (GO): membrane; cytosol
Molecular function (GO): protein kinase binding
Source: RefSeq, a predicted model, not a curated record
GCGGUGGCAGCGGCAGCGGCAGCGACGACGACGACGACUGAGGAUUCUCCUGGUGACGGGGAGCGCGCGGCGCUGGCGGCGGCCAAAGAGCAGGUGAAGCUUUAUUCUAAGAAUAUUUGUUUCAUCUAGUUCAAGAGCUCAAAUUAUAAACACUCUAAAUGUUACAGAAGUGUUGAAAGAUUGCUCGGUCAUGAGCACUGACAGUAACUCAUUGGCACGUGAAUUUCUGACCGAUGUCAACCGGCUUUGCAAUGCAGUGGUCCAGAGGGUGGAGGCCAGGGAGGAAGAAGAGGAGACACACAUGGCAACCCUUGGACAAUACCUUGUCCACGGCCGAGGAUUUCUGUUACUUACCAAGCUAAAUUCUAUCAUUGAUCAGGCAUUGACAUGUAGAGAAGAACUGCUUACUCUUCUUCUGUCACUCCUUCCACUGGUGUGGAAGAUACCUGUUCAAGAAGAAAAGGCAACAGAUUUUAAUCUACCAUUCUCAGCUGAUAUAAUCCUGACCAAAGAAAAGAUCUCAAGUUCACAAAGAUCUACUCAGGAAAAACUAUAUUUAGAAGGAAGUGCCCCAUCAGGUCAGGUUUCUGCAAAAGUAAACAUUUUUCAAAAAAGCAGACGACAGCGUAAAAUUACCCAUCGCUAUUCUAUAAGAGAUGCAAGAAAGACGCAGCUCUCCACCUCAGAUUCAGAAGCCAAUUCAGAUGACAAAAGUAUAGCAGUGAAUAAGCAUAAAAGGCCCCCUCUGCUACAGCAUUUUGUAACACAGUCUCCUAAAGAAGACCACCUAACAGCUAAACUUGACCACUUAUCAACCAAAGAAGAGCAGACUCCUCCUGAUACCAUGGCUUUGGAAAAUUCCAGAGAGAUUAUUCCAAGACAGGAGUCAAACACUGACGUUUUAAGUGAGACAGCUGCCUUGUCUAUUAUCAGUCACGUGAACAAUUCUCCAUUUGACUUAUGUCAUGUUUUGUUAUCUUUAUUAGAGAAAGUUUGUAAGUUUGACAUUACCUUGAAUCAUAAUUCUGCUCUAGCAGCCAGUGUAGUGCCCACACUGACUGAAUUCCUAGCAGGGUUUGGGGACUGUGGUAAUCUAAGCGACAAUUUGGAGAGUCAGAUGGUUUCUGCAGGUUGGACUGAAGAACCGGUAGCUUUGAUUCAACGGAUGCUAUUUCGAACAGUGUUGCAUCUUAUGUCAGUAGAUAUUAGUACUGCAGAGAUGAUGCCAGAAAGUCUUAGAAAAAAUUUAACUGAAUUGCUUAGAGCAGCUUUAAAAAUUAGAACUUGCCUAGAAAAGCAGCCUGACUCUUUUGCACCAAGACAAAAGAAAACACUACAGGAGGUUCAGGAAGGUUUUGUGUUUUCAAAGUAUUGUCAUCGAGCCCUUCUUUUACCUGAGCUUCUGAAAGGAAUUCUGCAGAUCCUGAUCUGUUGUCUUCAAAGUGCAGCUUCAAAUCCCUUCUUUUUCAGUCAAGCCAUGGAUUUAGUUCAGGAAUUCAUUCAGCUUCAUGGAUUUAAUUUAUUUGAAACAGCAGUACUUCAAAUGGAAUGGGUGGUUUUAAGAGAUGGAAUUUCUACGGAGGCCUCAGAAUAUUUGAAAGCCCUGAUAAAUAGUGUGAUGAAAAUAAUGAGCACUGUCAAAAAAGUGAAAUCAGAGCAACUUCAUCAUUCAAUGUGUACAAGAAAAAGGCACAGGCGAUGUGAAUAUUCUCACUUUAUGCAUCACCACAGAGAUCUCUCAGGUCUUCCAGUUUCAAUUUCGAAAAACCCAUUUGAAGAGACUGUAGAUGGAGAUGUGUAUUAUCCUGAGCGGUGCUGUUGUAUUGCAGUGUGUGCUCAUCAGUGCUUACGCUUACUUCUACAGGCUUCCUUGAGCAGCACUUGUGUCCAGGUUCUAUCAGGUGUUCAUAACAUCGGAAUAUGCUGUUGUAUGGAUCCCAAAUCUGUAAUCAUUCCUUUGCUCCAUGCUUUUAAGUUGCCAGCACUGAAAAAUUUUCAGCAGCAUAUAUUGAAUAUCCUUAACAAACUUAUUUUGGAUCAGUUAGGAGGAGCCGAGAUAUCACAAAAACUUAAAAAAGCAGCUUGCAAUAUCUGUACUGUUGACUCUGAUCAACUAGCCAAAUUAGAAGAGACAUUGCAUGAAAACUCAUGGGAUGCUGAACCUUCCUCAGGUUUAUCGAGUCCUUCUUGCAGAUUUCAAGGGAUCCUGCCCAGCAGUGGAUCUGAAGACUUGUUGUGGAAAUGGGAUGCCUUAGAGGCUUAUCAGAAUUUUGUUUUUGAAGAAGACAGAUUACAUAGCAUACAGAUUGCAAAUCACAUAUGCAAUUUAAUCCAGAAAGGCAAUGUAAUUGUUCAGUGGAAAUUGUAUAAUUACAUAUUUAAUCCUGUGCUCCAAAGAGGAGUUGAAUUAGCACAUCAUUGUCAACACCUCAGCAUUACUUCUGCACGAACUCAUGUGUGUAGCCAUCAUAACCAGUGCUUGCCUCAGGAAGUGCUUCAGAUUUAUUUAAAAACUCUGCCUGCCCUCCUUAAAUCAAGGGUAAUAAGAGAUUUGUUUUUAAGUUGUAAUGGAGUAAAUCAAAUAAUUGAAUUAAAUUACUUAGAUGAUAUUCGAAGUCAUUCCCUAAAAGCAUUUGAAACCUUGAUAAUCAGCCUAGGAGAACAACAGAAAGAUUCUUCAGUUCCAGGUAUUGAUGGGAUAGACAUUGAACAGAAGGAGUUGUCAUCUUUAAAUUCAGGUACUUCUUUUCAUAACCAGCAAGCUUAUUCAGAUUCUCCUCAGAGUCUUAGCAAAUUUUAUGCAGGCCUCAAAGAAGCUUAUCCAAAGAAGCAGAGGGCUGUUAACCAGGAUGUUCAUAUCAACAUGGUAAACCUGUUCCUCUGUGUGGCAUUCUUAUGUGUAAGUAAAGAAGCAGAAUCUGAUAGAGAGUCAGCCAACGAUUCGGAAGAUACUUCUGGCUAUGACAGUACUGCAAGUGAGCCUUUGCAUCACGUGCUGCCAUGUUUAUCUCUCGAGAGCCUUGUCUUGCCUUCUCCUGAACAUAUGCAUCAAGCAGCAGAUAUUUGGUCAAUGUGUCGUUGGAUCUACAUGUUGAGUCCAGUUUUCCAGAAACAGUUUUAUAGGCUUGGUGGUUUCGGAAUGUGCCAUAAAUUAAUAUUUAUGAUAAUACAGAAACUAUUCAGAAGUCAUGAAGAAGAACAAGGCAAAAAGGAAGGAGAUACAAAUGUAAAUGAAAACCAAGAUUUAAACAGAACUUCUGAAUCUGAGAUAACUAUGAAGGAAGAUUUAGUAUCUUUGACUGUAAGGAGUGACCCCACACUAUCAGAACUGGAUAGUCUAAAAACAAGUGCUGAGAGUUUAGGUAAAUUAGAGUCACAGCAUAUUUCUUCCAUAAAUGUGGAACAAAUUUCAGCUGCUAAAGCUGCUUCUGAGGAAGCAAAGAUAUUUAUGAGUCAAGAACGAGAGAGCAUUUAUGAGAUCUCACUUCAGAGCAUACGACUUUUGGAAGCCCUUCUGGCCAUUUGUCUUCAUAGCACCAGAGCUAGUCAGCAAAAGAUGGAAUUGGAGUUACCUAAUCAGAACUUGUCUGUGGAAAAUAUAUUGUUUGAAAUGAGGGACCAUCUUUCCCAGUCAAAGGUGAUUGAAACAGAAUUAGCAAAGCCUUUAUUUGAUGCCCUGCUUCGAGUUGCACUGGGGACUCAUUCAGCAGAUUUUGAACAUAAUGAUGCUAUGACUGAGAAGAGUCAUCAAUCGGAAGAGGAGUUAUCAUCCCAACCUGGUGAUUUUUCAGAAGAAGCUGAGGAUUCUCAGUGUUGUAAUUUUAAACUUGUGGUUGAAGAAGAAGGUUAUGAAGCAGAUAGUGAAAGCAAUCCUGAGGAUAGUGAAAUCCGGCAUGAUGAGGUAGACUUAAACCCUGAAGCAGAACGUUUCAGUGCAUCAAGCAGUCCAAAUGACUUACUUAAAAAUCUCACUCAAGGGGAAAUAAUAUAUCCUGAGAUUUGUGUGCUGGAAUUAAAUUUACUUUCUACUAGUAAAGCCAAACUUGAUGUACUUGCCCACGUAUUUGAGAGUUUUUUGAAAAUCAUCAGGCAGAAAGAAAAGAAUAUUUUUCUACUUAUGCAACAGGGAACUGUGAAAAAUCUUUUAGGAGGGUUCUUGAGUAUUUUAACACAGGCCGAUUCCAAUUUUCAAGCAUGCCAGAGAGUAUUGGUGGAUCUUUUGGUGUCUUUGAUGAGUUCAAGAACAUGUUCAGAAGAGCUAACUCUUCUUUUGAGAAUAUUUCUGGAGAAAUCUCCUUGUACAGAAAUUCUUCUUCUGGGUCUUCUGAAAAUUGUUGAAAGUGAUAUUGCUGUGAGCCCUUCGCAGUAUCUAACCUUCCCUUUGCUGCAUACUCCAAAUUUAAGCAACGGCGUUUCAUCACAGAAGUGUCCUGGGAUUCUAAACAGUAAGGCCCUGGGCUUACUGAGAAGAGCACGAGUGUCACGGAGCAAGAAAGGGGCCGACAGUGAGGGUUUCCCCCAGCAGCUGCUUUCCUCCUGGCACGUGGCUCCAGUCCACUUGCCGUUGCUGGGACAAAACUGCUGGCCACACCUGUCGGAAGGUUUCAGCGUUUCACUGUGGUUUAAUGUGGAGUGUAUCCAUGAAGCAGAGAGUACCACAGAAAGGGGAAAGAAGAUAAAGAAAAGAAACAAAUCAUUAAUUUUACGGGAUAGUAGUUUUGAUGGAACAGAGAACAACAGACUGGAAGGUGCAGAAUACAUAAAUCCUGGUGAAAGACUCGUAGAAGAAGGCUGUAUUCAUAUGAUUUCAUUGGGAUCCAAAGCGUUGAUGAUCCAAGUGUGGGCUGAUCCCCACAAUGGCACUUUUAUUUUUCGUGUCUGCAUGGAUUCAAAUGAUGAUAUGAAAGGUGUUUUACUAGCACAGGUUGAAUCACAGGAGAAUAUUUUCCUCCCAAGCAAAUGGCAACAUUUAGUACUCACCUACUUACAGCAGCCCCAAGGGAAAAAGAGUAUCCAUGGGAAAGUCUCCAUAUGGGUCUCUGGACAGAGGAAACCUGAUGUUACUUUGGAUUUUAUGCUUCCAAGAAAAACAAGUUUGUCAUCUGAUAGCAAUAAAACAUUUUGCAUGAUUGGCCAUUGCUUAUCAUCCCAAGAAGACUUAUUGCAGCUGGCUGGAAAAUGGGACCUGGGAAAUUUACUCCUCUUCAAUGGAGCUAAGAUUGGAUCACAAGAGGCCUUUUAUCUGUAUGCUUGUGGACCCAACCAUACAUCUAUAAUGCCAUGUAGAUAUGGCAAGCCUGUGAAUGACUACUCCAAAUACAUUAAUAAAGAAAUUUUGCAAUGUGAACAAAUCAGAGAACUUUUUAUGACCAAGAAAGAUGUGGACAUUGGUCUCUUAAUUGAAAGUCUUUCAGUUGUUUAUACAACUUACUGUCCUGCUCAGUAUACCAUCUAUGAGCCAGUUAUUAGACUUAAAGGUCAGAUGAAAACACAACUCUCUCAAAGACCGUUCAGCUCAAAAGAAGUUCAGAGUAUCUUGUUAGAACCUCAUCAUAUAAAGAGUCUCCAGCCUACUGAAUGUAAAACUAUUCAAGGCGUUCUGCACGAGAUUGGUGGAACUGGUAUAUUUGUUUUUCUCUUUGCUAGGGUUGUGGAACUCAGUAGCUGUGAAGAAACUCAAGCAUUAGCACUGAGAGUUAUACUGUCAUUAAUUAAAUACAACCAACAGAGAAUAUGUGAAUUAGAAAAUUGUAAUGGACUUGCCAUGAUUCAUCAGGUGUUGAUCAAACAAAAAUGCAUUGUUGGCUUUCACAUUUUGAAGACCCUUCUUGAAGGUUGCUGCGGUGAAGAUGUUAUUAAUCUCAAUGAGAAUGGAGAAUUUACGUUGGAUGUACAGUCUAAUGCUAUAAUCCAAGAUGUUAAACUGCUAGAGGAGCUGGUGCUUGACUGGAAGAUAUGGAAUAAAGCAGAGGCAUGUGUUUGGGAAACUCUGCUAGCAGCUCUAGAAGUCCUCAUCAGAGCAGAUCACCACCAGCAGAUGUUUAAUAUCAAGCAAUUAUUGAAAGCUCGAGUGGUUCAUCACUUUCUACUGACUUGUCAGGUUUUGCAGGAACACAAAGAGGGGCAGCUUACAUCCUUGCCCCGAGAGGUUUGUAGAUCAUUUGUGAAAAUUAUAGCAGAAGUCCUUGGAUCUCCUCCAGAUUUGGAAUUAUUGACAAUUAUCUUCAAUUUCCUUUUAGCAGUUCACCCUCCUACUAAUACUUACGUUUGUCACAACCCCACAAACUUCUACUUUUCUUUGCACAUAGAUGGCAAGAUCUUUCAGGAGAAAGUACAGUCAAUCAUGUACCUCAGGCAUUCCGGUAGCGGAGGAAAGUCCAUUACUAGCCCUGGAUUUAUGGUAAUAAACCCAUCUGGUUUUACUGCUUCACCACCUGAAGGAAACAGUUCCUCCAAUAUUAUUCCACAACAGAUGGCUGCCAACAUGCUACGUUCUAGAAGCUUACCAGCAUUCCCUACUUCUUCACCUCUAAUGCAACCACAAAAACUGACUCGAAGUUUGGGUUGUAGUAUUGACAAGUUACAAAAUAUUGCAGAUAAUUAUGUUACUUCCCACCCAGAGAAAUGGAAUCCUCUGGGGAGUUCCGAGACACUGAAAAAAGGCAAAGAAGAUGCAUUCGUCAGUAGCUGUGAGUCUGCAAAAACUGUUUGUGAAAUGGAAGCUGUCCUUCCAGCCCAAGCCUCUGUCAAUGGUGUCCCAAAAGGAACGUUGGGAUUUCCAGCGGUCAAAGUAGAUCAUAAAGAGUUGGGAGCAGAACCCAGAUCAGACCAUGACAGUCCUGGGGAUGAGUCCUGCCUACGCCGACCUGAUUAUCUAAAGGGACUGGCCUCAUUCCAGCGAAGCCACAGCACUAUUGCAAGCCUAGGGCUAGCUUUUCCUUCACAGAAUGGAUCUGCAGCCAUUGGCCGUUGGCCAAGUCUUGUUGAUAGGAACACCGAUGAUUGGGAAAACUUUGCCUUUUCUCUUGGUUAUGAGCCAAACUACAAAAGAACUACGAAUGCUCACAGUGUAACUGAAGACUGUUUGGUACCCAUAUGCUGUGGAUUAUAUGAACUCUUAAGUGGAGUUCUUCUCAUCCUGCCUGAUAUUAUGCUUGAAGAUGUGAUGGACAAGCUUAUUCAAGCAGAUACACUUUUAGUCCUCGUUAACCACCCAUCACCUGCUAUACAACAAGGAGUUAUUAAGCUAUUAGAUGCAUAUUUUAAUAGAGCAUCGAAAGAACAAAAAGAUAAAUUUCUGAAGAAUUGUGGCUUUUCCUUGCUAGCCAACCAGUUGUAUCUUCAUCGGGGAACUCAGGAAUUGUUAGAAUGCUUCAUUGAAAUGUUUUUUGGUCGACGUAUAGGCCUUGAUGAAGAAUUUGAUCUGGAAGAUGUGAAAAACAUGGGACUUUUUCAGAAGUGGUCUGUCAUUCCUAUUCUGGGACUAAUAGAGACCUCUCUCUAUGACAACAUGCUCUUGCAUAAUGCUCUUUUACUUCUUCUCCAAAUAUUAAAUUCUUGUUCUAAGGUAGCAGAUAUGUUGUUGGAUAAUGGUCUACUCUACGUGUUAUGUAAUACAGUAGCAGCCCUGAAUGGAUUAGAAAAGAAUGUUCCUUUGAAUGAAUACAAAUUGCUUGCUUGUGAUAUACAGCAACUUUUCAUAGCAGUUACAAUUCAUGCUUGCAGUUCCUCGGGCUCACAAUAUUUUAGAGUUAUUGAAGACCUUAUUGUAUUGCUUGGAUAUCUUCAAAAUAGCAAAAACAAGAGGACACAAAAUAUGGCUGUUGCACUGCAGUUUAGAGUUCUCCAGGCUGCUAUGGAAUUUAUAAGGACCACUGCAAAUCAUGACUCUGAAAACCUUACAAAUUCAUUCCAGUUAUCUUCUGCUUCCCAUCAUGCAAUAUUUCAGAAGCGGAAGAGCAUUGCUGGUUCAAUUCCAAUGAAGGGUUCCAUUAUUCCUCAUCUACCAAGACGUCAUUUUGGUUCCUAUGGUCAACUUCCGAUGCCCUUCUCCUUCAGUCCGUUAAAUCAAGACUCGUUCCCCCCAUUUUUUCCUGGAUCCACUACCUGUAUGGUACCUCUCAAAGCAGGUCCUCGAAAAUUUCCCCUUGCUCAGACUGACUCUCUCCUGAUGAAAAUGCGUUCCGUGGCAAGUGAUGAACUUCCUAUGAUGAUGCAACGGAGAAUGAGCCAGGAGAACCCUGUCCAGGCAACCGAAGCAGAGCUUGCACAGCGACUGCAGAGGCUCACCAUUUUAGCAGUUAACAGAAUUAUUUAUCAAGAGUUUAAUCCAGACAUUAUUGACAUUUUGAGUACUCCUGAAACUGCGACUCAAAGCAAGACCUCAGUUUCCCAGACUGAAAUUUCUGAAGAAAAUAUUUAUCAUGAGCAGCCUUCCAUUUUCAAUCCCUUUCAGAAAGAAAUAUUCACAUAUCUGGUAGAAGGAUUCAAAGUAUCUGUUGGUACAAGUAAAACCAGUGGUUCCAAGCAGCAGUGGACUAAAAUCUUAUGGUCUUGUAAGGAAACCUUCCGAAUGCAGCUUGGGAGACUACUAGUACAUAUUUUGUCACCAACCCACCCUUCACAAGAAAGAAAGCAAAUUUUCGAAAUAGUUCAUGAACCACAUCAUCAGGAAAUACUACGAGACUGUCUUAGUUCAUCCCUGCAACAUGGAGCCAAGUUAGUUUUGUAUUUGUCAGAGUUGAUACAUAAUCACCAAGAUGAAUUGACUGAAGAAGAACUAGACACAGCAGAACUGCUUAUGAAUGCUUUAAAGUUAUGUGGUCAUAAGUGCAUCCCUCCUAGUGCACCAACAAAAUCAGACCUUGUUAAAAUGAUCAAAGAGGAACAAAAGAAAUAUGAAACUGAAGAAGGUGUAAAUAAAGCCACCUGGCAGAAAAGAGUUAACAAUAAUCAACAAAGUCUCUUUCAGCGUCUCGAUUCAAAAUCAAAGGAUAUAUCUAAAAUAGCUGCAGAUAUCACCCAGGCAGUGUCUCUCUCCCAAGGAAUUGAGAGAAAAAAGGUGAUCCAGCAUAUCAGAGGAAUGUAUAAAGUAGAUCUGAGUGCCAGCAGACAUUGGCAGGAACUUAUCCAACAACUGACGCAUGAUCGAGCAGUCUGGUAUGACCCCAUCUACUAUCCAACUUCAUGGCAGUUGGAUCCAACAGAAGGGCCAAAUCGAGAGAGGAGGCGUUUACAGAGAUGUUACUUAACUAUUCCAAAUAAGUAUCUCCUUAGGGAUAGACAAAAAUCAGGAGAUGUGGUCAAGCCACCACUCUCUUACCUAUUUGAAGACAAAACUCAUUCUUCUUUCUCUUCUACUGUAAAAGACAAAGCUGCAAGUGAGUCUAUAAGAGUGAAUCGAAGAUGUAUCAGUGUUGCACCAUCUAGAGAGACAGCUGGUGAAUUGUUAUUAGGUAAAUGUGGAAUGUAUUUUGUGGAAGAUAAUGCUUCUGAUACAAUUGAGAGUUCGAACCUUCAGGGAGAAUUGGAACCAGCAUCAUUUUCCUGGACAUAUGAAGAAAUUAAAGAAGUUCACAAGCGUUGGUGGCAAUUGAGAGAUAAUGCUGUAGAAAUCUUUUUAACAAAUGGCAGAACGCUCCUAUUAGCAUUUGAUAACACCAAGGUUCGUGAUGCUGUGUACCACAAUAUACUAAUGAAUAACCUUCCUAAUCUUCUGGAAUAUGGCAACAUCACUGCUCUGACCAAUUUAUGGUAUACUGGACAAAUUACAAAUUUUGAAUAUUUGACUCACUUAAACAAACAUGCUGGCCGAUCCUUCAAUGAUCUCAUGCAGUAUCCAGUGUUCCCAUUUAUACUUGCUGACUAUGUUAGUGAGACCCUUGACCUCAACGAUCCAUCAGUCUACAGAAAUCUCUCUAAGCCUAUAGCUGUGCAGUAUAAAGAAAAAGAAGAUCGUUAUGUGGACACAUACAAGUACUUGGAGGAGGAAUACCGCAAAGGAGCUAGGGAAGAUGACCCCAUGCCUCCCGUGCAGCCCUACCACUACGGCUCCCACUAUUCUAACAGCGGCACUGUGCUUCACUUCCUGGUCAGGAUGCCUCCUUUCACAAAAAUGUUUUUAGCCUAUCAAGAUCAAAGUUUUGACAUUCCAGACAGAACUUUUCAUUCUACAAAUACAACUUGGCGCCUCUCAUCUUUUGAAUCCAUGACUGAUGUGAAGGAACUUAUCCCAGAGUUUUUCUAUCUUCCAGAGUUCUUAGUUAACCGUGAAGGUUUUGAUUUUGGUGUGCGUCAGAAUGGUGAACGGGUUAAUCACGUCAACCUCCCACCUUGGGCACGUAACGAUCCUCGACUUUUUAUCCUCAUCCAUCGGCAAGCUCUAGAGUCUGAUUAUGUGUCCCAGAACAUCUGUCAGUGGAUUGAUUUGGUAUUCGGGUAUAAGCAAAAAGGGAAGGCUUCUGUUCAAGCCAUCAAUGUCUUUCAUCCUGCUACAUAUUUUGGAAUGGAUGUCUCUGCAGUUGAAGAUCCAGUUCAGAGACGAGCACUAGAAACCAUGAUAAAAACCUAUGGCCAGACUCCUCGUCAGUUGUUCCAGUCGGCCCAUGCGAGCAGACCUGGAUCCAAGCUCAACAUUGAAGGAGAGCUUCCUGCUGCCGUGGGGUUGUUAGUGCAGUUUGCUUUCAGGGAAACCCGAGAACAGGUCAAAGAAAUUACCUAUCCGAGUCCUUUGUCGUGGAUAAAAGGCUUAAAAUGGGGGGAGUAUGUAGGUUCCCCAAGCGCUCCAGUACCUGUGGUCUGCUUCAGCCAGCCUCACGGAGAAAGAUUUGGUUCUCUCCAGGCGCUGCCCACCAGAACAAUCUGUGGUUUGUCCCGAAAUUUCUGUCUUCUGAUGACAUACAGCAAAGAACAAGGUGUGAGAAGCAUGAACAGUACUGACAUUCAGUGGUCAGCCAUCCUGAGCUGGGGAUAUGCUGAUAACAUUUUAAGGUUGAAGAGUAAACAGAACGAGCCCCCAAUAAACUUUAUACAAAGUUCACAACAGUAUCAGGUGACUAGUUGUGCUUGGGUACCUGACAGUUGCCAGCUGUUUACCGGGAGCAAAUGCGGUGUCAUCACAGCCUAUGCAAACAGACUCACGAGCAGCACGCCUUCAGAGAUAGAAAUGGAGUCUCAGAUACAUCUCUAUGGGCACACAGAAGAGAUAACCAGCUUAUUUGUUUGCAAACCAUAUAGUAUAAUGAUAAGUGUGAGCAGAGAUGGAACCUGCAUCAUAUGGGAUUUAAACAGGUUGUGCUAUGUACAAAGUCUGGCAGGGCACAAAAGCCCUGUCACGGCCGUCUCUGCCAGUGAAACUACCGGUGACAUUGCCACUGUGUGUGAUUCAGCUGGUGGAGGCAGUGACCUCAGACUCUGGACAGUGAAUGGGGACCUCGUUGGACAUGUCCACUGCAGAGAGAUCAUUUGUUCCGUUGCUUUCUCUAACCAGCCUGAGGGAAUAUCUAUCAAUGUGAUUGCUGGGGGAUUAGAAAAUGGAAUUGUAAGGUUAUGGAGUACAUGGGACUUAAAGCCUGUGCGGGAAAUUACAUUUCCUAAAUCAAAUAAGCCUAUUGUAAGCCUUACGUUUUCCUGUGAUGGCCACCAUUUGUACACAGCAAACAGUGAUGGGACAGUAAUUGCCUGGUGUCGGAAGGACCAGCAGCGCUUGAAACAGCCAAUGUUCUACUCCUUCCUUAGCAGCUACGCAGCUGGAUGAACGAGAAAAGUUUGCAUUCUCCAAAGCACUUUAACGCCACACUAGAUUGGUUGACUUCACAAGUUUUAAGAGGUUGAACCUGAAGAGGUGGAUGACCAAACAAGCCAUCCAAAUAAUGACAGAAUCUAUUCAUCUGCACAAAAUUUUGCAACCUCACAAGGUCCUGAGAGGAAAGUUUUGUUCUAAUUUAGUGAUAAUCUGGAGGGCUGUGUCAGUAUGCACUAACCAACAAGAUUUAAAUCUUGCAUAGUAAAUUAAAAUCAUAUUCUUGGGGCUGGCCCCAUGGCCUAGUGGUUAAGUUCUGCAGGCUCUGCUUCAGUGGCCUGGGUUCAGUUCCUGGGCACAGACUUACACCACUCGUCAGUCAUGCUGUGGCGGCGACCCACGUACAAAAUAGAGGAAGAUUGGCACAGUUGUUAGCCCAGGGCAUAUCUUCCUCAGCAAAAAAAAAAAAAAAAAAAAUCAUAUUAAGUUUUUUCCACAAGGGUAUUCUAAAGAAAAGAUAAGGGUCUCUCCUUUUUCUGUUAUUCCAAAAGAGCCAGUAGAAUUGGCUUAAACUGGUUAGCUAAUUGUUUACAUAAAAUACUCUAAAAAAUUAUAUUUAAAAAGUUUUAUGCCAAGAUAACAACCCCUUACCCCCCAAAAAAGGAUAAAGAAUUCAGCGCUUGACUGUUUCUUUCUUUGAGAAGUAAAUUAUUCAGUAGGUGCCCCUGCACCAAAUAUUUUAAGGAAUAUCUGGGUAUUAAAACUACUAACGAAUCUCAAUGUUUUUGCCAGUUGCCUUCUUAGCUCAAAGUAGAAGAGAAUUUUUUGAGAGCCACAAACAAGAACACAGGUAUCUUUGACUUCAGACACAUUCUAUUUCUUCAUAAAAAAUCCUACUUAAAAUCCAUAACACUAGAUAUUGAAUAGCCUUAGUUGAGUCACUAAGAUUUAAACACAAUGAUAAUUCUUUUAAUAUCUGCCAUUUACAGAGCAUUGAAUACUUAGCUAUUUGUAAUAGAAAGCCUCCACUAUGCAAAAAGUUUGCACAGAUCUUAAUAAUACAGUCUAGAUAAGGCAUUAAUCUAAUGUUUCGAAGAGCUUUCUUUCCCAACACAGAAUUACAAAAGACAAGGAGACAGCUUACUUUGUUUUAAACAGGAGGUAGAAGAAUUCUUUUAGGAAACCGUUUCCACUGUUUCUACUAACUAUACCACCUGAGAAUUCUAGGAACAAUAGAAAAAUCUAGGUGUAUGCCACAGCAGACUUACACGCCAUGAAAACAGAAUUCCUAAAAAUCUUGGAAUAGUCUAUCUGGACCAUGAUAUGGCUAUAUUUUUACUUGGGGUGCUGCUUUAUCUGCUUUGAAGACACUGUAAAGUAAGCUUAGAAAUAUGUUACCAUGGGAUAAAAAUAUGUAUUCCUACCUAAGAAUAACUUGUGUGUUUGUUAUGGAAAUUUAAUUCAUAUGGUAUUUACAGAACUACUUUUGUAACUUCCAGACUUUCUAAACCAUUCUGCUUAAAAAGUGUAUAAAAUACAUUUCUGAAGUCUCUGCUGUCAAGAAUACAAGAGGAAGCAAGUGGCAACGUAAGCUUGUAACCGUAAACUGCAUACAUGUGUGAGAACACUUUGCAGGCCAUAUUUUGAUCACGGUUUACACAGACCAGGUAUCAAUUCUGAGGUCCAAAUUGGUGCAGAGAUGAGAUUAUUCCUAUUCACGUUGAAGUGAUUUGCUUUGUUUAAAAAAUAAUAAUAAUAAAUAAUGCAGCUAUUGUCUGGCUCUCAUUUUUCUACUGAGAACUUUCAAUUAAUCCCCUAUUAGAAUAGGGUUGCUACUCAGUCUUUUUUUUUUUUUAAGGCUGAAUUUCAUCAUUUAUCUAAAGAGAAAAUAUGCAAAAUAACUGGUCUUGUUAAGAGUGCAAUAUUAUAUUUUUAUGUAAAAAUAAAAAUUAAUUUGGGGGAUUAUUUAUUCAGCAUGAAACGUAAUAUGUAUAUGUUUGAAACACUUCAUAAUGUGCAUGUUGUAGCAAACAUUUCUGUAAAUUAUCACAAGCUCUGUUAUCUUUGUAUACACUGCCACUUCAGCUUGGGAAUAAAUUUCAUAAAAAUAGA